Molecule: messenger RNA, 276 nt
Organism: Endocarpon pusillum Z07020
Lineage: Eukaryota; Fungi; Ascomycota; Eurotiomycetes; Verrucariales; Verrucariaceae
Exons: 1
Coding region: 1-276 (91 amino acids)
Source: RefSeq, a predicted model, not a curated record
AUGUCAGGCCUCGAGGUGCUCGGCGGCAUCAGUGCAGUGAUUGCGAUCAUUGACGGCUCGGUCAAGGUCUGGGAGAGUGCACGUAAAGACCUCAAGUUCAGCGCGACCUUCGAAACCGUAGGUAAUCGACUACCCAUUCUACGAGACAUCCUCCAAACCUGCCUUGAGCAGUUCGAGCCGAUCAAAACAUCCUUACCUGCCGAUGCUGCCCAUGGUCUGGUGAAGACUGUUAACAAUUACAAGAGGAGGGCUGAAUCACUAGGAAUCAUCUUCUAA